Molecule: messenger RNA, 738 nt
Organism: Erinaceus europaeus (western European hedgehog)
Lineage: Eukaryota; Metazoa; Chordata; Mammalia; Eulipotyphla; Erinaceidae
Gene: TAS2R1
Product: taste 2 receptor member 1
Exons: 2
Coding region: 1-738 (245 amino acids)
Biological process (GO): detection of chemical stimulus involved in sensory perception of bitter taste; sensory perception of taste; G protein-coupled receptor signaling pathway
Cellular component (GO): membrane
Molecular function (GO): bitter taste receptor activity; G protein-coupled receptor activity
Source: RefSeq, a predicted model, not a curated record
AUGAAAGAGCCUCAGGUCAUUAUCGAGCUCAUUUUGUUAGUGAUACAAUUCCUGGUUGGGAUUUCAGCCAAUGGUUUCAUUGUGGUUGUGAACGGCAUUGGCUUGAUUAGACAGAAGAAGAUGAUUCCACUGAACCUGCUGCUUUCCUGCCUGGCAAUUUCUAGGAUCUUUCUGCAGCUGAUCAUGUUGACCUUUACUCUGACUGUUCUGUCCUUGGUUCAAAUCCCAGUUACUGCUGAGGCUUUUGCCAUAUUCAUGUUUGUUUAUGAGUCAGGGAUUUGGUUUGCCACACUGCUUGGUGUUUUCUACUGUGUCAAGAUUGCCACUAUCGUCCACCCACUCUUCUUCUGGUUGAAGAUGAGGAUUUCCAAGAUGGUGCCCUGGCUCAUCCUUGGGAUUUUGCUCUACACAUUUGGCACUUCUGUUUAUCAUGCAAGGGGCACUGGGGAAGCUGGAACAAGCGUCCACUACAGUGCGCUGAUGUCCAUCCUCUCCUUCCUGGUCCUCCACAUGUCCCAUUACAUGACAGAGCUUUUACUCUCCUUUCAACUUUUCCACAGUCAAAGCUAUAUCUUUUGGUUCUUUAUCUUGGUGAUUGGUACCUACCCUUGUGGACACUCCAUUAUCUUAAUUUUAGGAAAUUCUAAACUGAGACAAAGUGCAAGGAAGCUCCUUCUGUAUGGACAGUGCUGUCGAAGACAGAACUUUAACCUCAUCAAAGAGCUGGCAGUAAAAUGA